UCGAUACAGCUGGUUGACUCCAUUGUUGACAUGGCUGCUGUUUGAUAGAACAAUUUUACAUUUUCCACCUUCUCAUGAGAAACUCGCCAAGUUAUGUCGACCUCCAUCCGUGUCUUACAUUCUUUCCGACUGAUUAAAUAACAAAGCAAGCGAUUAAAAGCAUCGCGCAGCAAUCAGGGGAGCUGAAUCAGCUGUACCAAGAUGGCUUCGUCCCGCAAGAUCACAAUUUACGGCAACAAACCGGCUUGCGCGAGUUCGGCGCGGCUGGAGGAGCGGCGGAGGGCCGCCGCGGCCGCCCGUUCAGAGAAGGAUCGCAAGCCGGACAACAAGCCUGACGAUUUUAUCCGGUAUGAAGACAGCGAGGAAGAGGACGAAGAGUGCUCGAUGCAGGCUGUCAAGUAUUCAAACAGUUUUGUGGAUUAUUUGAACAUUAGAGAGCGUAACGGAAGCUACAACGCCAUCGAGAGACUGAGAGUGAGCUGCGAGCAUGGCACGCGACACAUGCUGACGCACGAAAUGUUCAAAGAGCACAAUAUCAAACUUGGAAACAUGAACAAAGUGUUCUGUUCGCAAUGGCUCAGUGAUCGACAAGUAGUGUUUGGUACAAAGUGCAAUAAGAUAAUGGUGUACGACGUGGUGACGCAGAAGUUGGACCAGAUCCCGUCACUGGUGGGGAGACGAGAGCAGGGCCCCGCAGACGGCCAGUGCGGCAUCCACGCGGCGCAGAUCAACCCUUCGCGGUCACUACUGGCGACCGGGGCGCGAAACUCGAGCGAGGUGGCCGUGUACAGACUGCCGACAAUGGAUCCCGUUUGCCUUGGAGAGGUAGGUGAAAAUGGAGCGCACGGAGACUGGGUGUUCGACAUGUGCUGGCUGGACGACCAGUUCCUUGUGUCGGGCUCGCGGGACACACGGAUUGCGCUGUGGCGCAUCCGCGAUGAGCUGCCAGUGAAGGAGGCCGAGGCGACUGAUGUGCCCAACUACAAGACAAUCGUUCCCGUGUCGGUGAAAGACUGCAAGUCGGCGCAAAAGGUGCGCGCAAUAACGUACAACAAGGCAUUCGAGGAGGUGGCCGCCCUCUCGCUCAAUGGCUUCAUCCACAUCUGGAACGCGCACAAUUUCAAGCAGAAGCUGUCGCGUAAACUGCCCUCGUGCCAGGAGAACGUGUGCCUCGCGGUGCAGGACACGGGCAUGUAUGCCGUUGGCUGUCGCUCCUACACCCUGCUGCUCGACCCGCGCACCCUACAGCCCAUCAAGAAGGUCCCGUCACGUUAUAGUGGCUGUGGAAUAAGAUCGGCCAGUUUUCUUGGCGACAUACUCACUAUUGGCACGGGCGUUGGCGUCCUCAUGUUCUACGAUCUGAAGGCUGGCAAGUACAUGGAGUCAAGUCUGAACCAAACUAGAACUGUGGCUCUCAAAGCGUCUAAAGGUUGGGUGUACCCUGAUGAAGAGUUUAUGGACGUAAUACAGCACAUAAAAUACACGCCUGCCAUUUACACACAUUGCUACGAUCCAUCGGGGACGAGACUGUUCACGGCCGGCGGCCCUUUGCCGGCAAAUCUGUAUGGCAACUACGCUGGUCUGUGGCAAUAAUUGUGCGUCAAUUGACUAUUCGUCAGCAAGAGAUCUGCGUUCACGUCAUUUUUGGUGUCAUUUUUAGUGAGAGACGUUGUUGCUUCCUAUCCAUGCUUUGCUAUUGUUUCAAUCUUGCCUUGGGAAGCAUGUAAUUAGUUCAAACUGCUCUCUUGCACUUUCAUUCAGACUUAUCAUUUUGAUUCGCUUGGUGAACGGUGCGUGAGUGGCAUUGCUUGUGCUCUGUACAAAUGUGCAGCUAUUCUGGAUGCAGUACAUGAGUUACAAUUUAUUCAGUAAAAGCCUGGAAGGCAGAAGAAAAAUUGUGCCCUUAAAAGGUAAAAUUUUGCUCUAAUGAGCUCUGAUAAGUACUUAAUAGUCAUCACCCCUCCUGAAGUUUUGAGUCACCCCCGUCAACAAAAUGAACAUUGCCUUUGGAAAUAUUUAAUUACGCGCAUGGCGAAGAGAGUUUUGUACCGUAUUUAUGCUCUCAAUCAAGUUCAAACUGAUUAGAGCACUGUAUUUAUUUGAAUCACUUAUUUUCGUUGAAAGAAAUGCUAAAUUAAUAUUUUGUAUAUAUAUUCCGCAUGGUAUGUAUGGAUGAAAAUAAUUUGAUGUUGAUAUGAUCCAUUUCGCUACUAUUUCACACAACGCUUUUGAUUAAAUUUCCAUUUAUACAUAUUAAACUUGUGAUCAUUGUGAGCUGAUAUCUUUGUUUUCCUAAAGCAAGAUAAUUUUCCACUUCACAAGAUUGUAUUUUUUCCUAAGCACUUAUAUUUUUUCAGUAUUAUUGUAACGUUACUCAAGCAAGAGCUUGAUUGCAUGCAUGUUCAGAAAGAUAUCUCGACUUGUAUCGCCAUAGUGCAGUGUUCAUGGGAGCAGUCUUAAAAAUAAACACCAUUUAUACGCAAAACUUAACAA
Molecule: messenger RNA, 2493 nt
Organism: Cloeon dipterum
Lineage: Eukaryota; Metazoa; Arthropoda; Insecta; Ephemeroptera; Baetidae
Gene: DCAF12
Product: DDB1 and CUL4 associated factor 12-like protein
Exons: 7
Coding region: 202-1593 (463 amino acids)
Cellular component (GO): Cul4-RING E3 ubiquitin ligase complex
Molecular function (GO): protein binding
Source: RefSeq, a predicted model, not a curated record